Molecule: messenger RNA, 717 nt
Organism: Vicia faba (fava bean)
Lineage: Eukaryota; Viridiplantae; Streptophyta; Magnoliopsida; Fabales; Fabaceae
Source: the annotation of a GenBank genome assembly
AUGCAAACUCUAAGAGAUGAUGGAUGGGAACCUUUAUGGGAGGAAGUAAGUUUAUUUUGCAUUGAGCAUGAUAUUCACAUUCCGAAUAUGGAUGAUAUAUUUUUUCGUGGAAAAUCAAAACAUGGAGGUAAUGCUCAAUCUAUCACAACAAGGGAUUAUUGUUGCAUUGAAUUAUUUUAUACUAUUAUGGACAUGCAGCUUCAAGAACUUAACAAUCGUUUUAAUGAGAUAAAUAGUCAGUUGCUCAUUUGUAUGGCUUGUUUGUGUCUAAGUAACUUGUUCUCUACUUUUGACAAGACAAAGUUAAUUGAGUUUGUAAAAUUUUAUCCAAGUGAUUUUUGUCAUACUAGUUUGGUGAUGCUUGAUAAUCAACUUGAGACUUAUAUCAUUGAUAUGCGUACGAGUGUUGAAUUUUCAUCUUUGAAAGGAAUAAGUGAUCUUUUAAAAAAGUCAGUUGAAACUAAAACGCAUAUUAUUUAUCCAUUACUCUACAAGCUUUUGAAGUUAGCAUUGAUUUUGCAUGUCGCCACAACAACCGUUGAACAAUCUUUUUCUACUAUGAAGAUUUUGAAGACAAGAUUGCGUAAUCGGAUAGGGGAUGAAUGGAUGAACAAGUGUCUGGUGACUUAUAUUGAGAAAUAUGUAUUCUGUAAAAUUGAUAAUGAAUUGAUUAUUCAAAACUUUCAAAAUAUGGGACCGCACAAAGGGCAAUUGUAG